Messenger RNA from Kockovaella imperatae, 1668 nucleotides. RefSeq lists its product as hypothetical. The coding region runs from base 1 to 1668 and encodes 555 amino acids. The record is from RefSeq and is a predicted model, not a curated record. Lineage: Eukaryota; Fungi; Basidiomycota; Tremellomycetes; Tremellales; Cuniculitremaceae. The transcript is spliced from 3 exons.
AUGCAAGAGGUGGUCAAGGUCAGGGAUGAACUUGAGCAGCUGUGUAUAGACAUCAGAACCUUCCAGAAAGAUAUUCAACCCACAUCUCUCUUCAAAGCACCUGUGAUCGACCAUUUCCAUCCCAACAAUUACUCGCAAAAGGCCAUCGCAGGGCUCCGGAAAUUCCUCGAUGCUGUCGAGGCUGAGAGAGAUCAUGUAGCUGGAAUCGUUGCCUCUGGCGUUGCUCCAGAGAACUUCACAACGAACGCGCCAAAUCAGCUAGCCAUAUGGUCUGAGUUCUGCAAUGCCAAGUGGCCGAUAGUGUCGAUCGGUCUCUUCGCAGGAGGUGCAUCGAGAGGUCAAAACAAGAUUGACAUCGUGGCCGAUGGAGGAAACGAAUGGAUAAAGGUUAACACUAUCAAGGAGACCCGCCUCGUGGCGGAAUUUAGGGAGCAAGACUCGUACAUCAACUCGGACUAUGACUCUGAGGAGGAUGAAGCACCAACCCAGCGAGACAGCUUGUCGAACUCCAUUCUGAGACUCGCAAAUAGCCUAAGCAAAGCCGCCGAGGCCGAGGAGAGGCCAGUCGGGCUUCCAAGGGCCAGAGUUCGACUGAUUCUCAAUCGCAUGGAGGAGAAGCGAGAGGAGGAGUAUCUCGACGUCCGAAUUCCCGAGACUUUCCGAGCUAUCAGUGACUCGGGCGUGCUGCUUGAGCUCGGCACACGCGGACCUAGGCAGAUUCCUCCUCUGAAACCUCCCCGACGCUAUGUUCCCAGCAAGGCUAUUGUACUUGACCUCUCGGUGGUAAUCGCAUUAUGUUGUGAUUCGACACAUCGACCUCUGCCCGCUACUGAAGAGGAACUCGAGGGACGAUUCAGAGCGAUGUGCCUCAACGCAGAUGGUGACAAGGAUCUUGAGCCACACAGCAAUGUAACCAAAGACCUUCGAGAUCAGCUUCGUUGGGAAUCUCAGCGUCCACUUGCACAAGAGCUCGAUGAUCGUCUCUCAGAAGCGGGUUAUGCGCCAAAUACAUUGGAAUUCUGGGUCACUCAGGAAGUCAAAGACCGCAUACCGGGUAUCAUCGACGUGAUAGGUGGACCGGCGGAGAAAGCUAGAGCCAGUGCUCUCCUCGAGGGCCCUGACUCUGCAUUCUGGCAUAACAGCCGACACGAGGGGAGACUCACCGCGCUGAAGACUUUGAGGGUCCGCACAUUCCCAGACUCUAUUGCAUCAAGUCCGACGACGGCCGCACGUGAACCGCCUCGGGGACUUCCUGCGUUCGAAAUCGGCCUUUGGACGGCAUGCAUGGACAUCCUAGGAAGCUCUGAAGUCGAAUCGCUCAAAGACAAGAAUGCGACCAAGAUCAAAAAUCUACCGAAGCGGUCUCGAAAUCCCAGAAGACCUAAAACUGUCUUUCAUGCCACGACAAAGGCACCCUCCAGUCACACUUUGCGGACCGUAAUAGCAGGAAUCGAGCACGGCAUGACUGUGCUGACCAACAACCGAGGAGCCAUCGGCAAGCUCAUAUCCCACAUGGGUGUGUAUGACGGCUUCCCUGAGGAUCGGAAUGUCGACGAGACUGAAGCUAGGCUCGAACGACGAGCAGCGAUAUGGGUAGUCAAUCCAAGCAGUCUUUCCGAAUGGAGACGGAUCCAAGUGGAGGAACGGAAUGCAGCCUUUUCGAUCUAA